Aspergillus sclerotioniger CBS 115572 is the source of this 1038-nucleotide messenger RNA. Its product is annotated as NADP-dependent oxidoreductase. The transcript is spliced from 2 exons. The annotation marks the transcript as partial. The record is from RefSeq and is a predicted model, not a curated record. Gene Ontology annotation, molecular function: oxidoreductase activity, acting on the CH-CH group of donors, NAD or NADP as acceptor. Lineage: Eukaryota; Fungi; Ascomycota; Eurotiomycetes; Eurotiales; Aspergillaceae.
AUGACCAUCACGAACAGACAGCUCCUCUACGUUAAUGCGCCUACCGCGGCCAUCGAUCCAUCUCUCACUAGCGGCACCUUCAAGCUCAACAGCACCACUCUCUCCGACGAUGUGCCCGCCGACAAGGUCCUUGUCCGGAUACACUAUCUGGCGCUGGAGCCCGCCAUGCGGCAGUGGCUGACGGCCAAACGGUCCUACAUUGCACCCGUCGAGCGUGGCAGCGUCAUGCGCGGACAGAGCAUCGCCCAGGUUGUCGGCGUCGGCAGCAGCCUGAGAUCGCAAUACCAGGUCGGUGACUGGGUGGUUGCCUCCUCUGGCUGGCAAGAAUAUGCCGUCUUGGGAGCUAAGGAGGCACAGAAGAUUUCCGUGCCGCCGGGUUGCAAGCCCACGGACGCAAUGUCGGUGCUGGGCAUGACGGGGUUGACUGCGUACUUUGGCAUGAUGGACGUCGGCAAGCCGAAGCCGGGCGAUACGGUGGUAGUGUCGGGGGCUGCUGGCGCCACGGGCAUGGUGGCCGGACAGAUCGCGAAGAUCCAGGGUGCAAAGCGGGUCAUUGGCAUUGCCGGCAGUGCCGACAAGUGCGAGUUCCUGCGCAAGGAAUUGGGAUUCGACGUGGCUAUCAACUACAAGGACAAGGACUGGAUGAAGCAGCUCAAGGAGGCGACUCCGGAGUAUAUUGAUGUGUUUUUCGACAACGUGGGAGGCGAGAUUCUGGAUGCGUGCUUGGGGCGAGCAGCGCAGUUUGCUCGGUUUGUGAUCUGUGGUGCCAUCAGCCAGUACAACGUGGCGAAGCCCCGGGGGCCGUCCAACAUCAUGCAGGUGAUUUCGCAACGAGUCAAGAUGCAGGGUUAUAUCGUGUUCGACUACGCGAAGCAGUAUCCCGAGGCAUUGAGGGAAUUGGGGAAGUGGUUGACGGAGGGUAAGCUCCAGCGCAAGGAACAUAUUGUCAAGGGGGGACUGGAGUCGGCGCCGCAGAGCCUGGUGAAUCUGUACAAUGGAGUGAACACGGGCAAGAUGAUGGUUGAGGUGGUGCCUGUG